AAUUGGAUCCGGCAGGGACGGAUUCAGUCACCGAUUCCUAUUUUUAAAAACCUAAUUCGACUCCAACCAAAACCAUAGAAACCUAGAGAAGAGCUCGGGAGGCGAAGAAAUCAAGUUUUAGGCCUAGGGCUCUGAAAAAACGACCCGAGCACUUCUAAUGACGUUCAAGCGCAGGAACGGUGGUCGAAACAAGCAUGGCCGUGGACAUGUCAACUUCAUCCGCUGCUCCAAUUGCGGGAAAUGCUGCCCUAAGGAUAAGGGUAUCAAGAGGUUUCUUGUGAGGAACAUUGUCGAGCAAGCAGCGGUUAGGGAUGUUCAGGAAGCCUGUGUUUAUGAUGGUUAUAUACUUCCCAAGCUGUAUGCGAAGAUGCAGUAUUGCGUCUCCUGUGCAAUCCAUUCACAUGUUGUAAGGGUUCGUUCUCGCACUGACAGAAGGAAUCGGGAGCCGCCUCAGCGUUUUAGACGCCGGGUAUAUUUCAAAACUCCAAAUCUGGUUGUUUUUCUUUGUUUAUCAGAUCUAUGAGGUAUUCUGGUUGUU
Molecule: messenger RNA, 538 nt
Organism: Macadamia integrifolia
Lineage: Eukaryota; Viridiplantae; Streptophyta; Magnoliopsida; Proteales; Proteaceae
Product: 40S ribosomal protein S26-like
Exons: 4
Coding region: 158-523 (121 amino acids)
Biological process (GO): translation
Cellular component (GO): ribosome; cytosolic small ribosomal subunit
Molecular function (GO): mRNA binding; structural constituent of ribosome
Source: RefSeq, a predicted model, not a curated record